UAACAAGCCCCUUGAUUUUCGUACAGAAAUGCUACACUACGAGAGGUUCGAGUCUAGGUUGAGGUGAGUGAGUACCUGGGGCCCCGCCACUAAUAAGACAGCGACAAAUGGUGGUGGCCUGGGGCUUGUGGCAAGAAGCAGCAGUAGCAGUAGUGCCAGGACAAGGUAGUAGUAGCAGUGGCUGUUGAGCACACAGCGCAGACAAGAUCAGAGCAGACGAGGCAAGACCAGAGAGCAGAGGCGACAUCAAUCAAGAACGGCUUCAACUGCUAAACCUGGCGAAGUUCCUCUUCGAUCCCCACAUUCGUUGCGUCCCUAACAGUGAUAAUAAAAUCAUGCCACCCACACGCAGCCUGGCCUCUCGUUUCUUCACGGCAACAGAGACUUGACUUAACCAGACCAACACCGACACUGACGACUGAUCUCCUCCAGCAUCGUGAUGGGCUCGCCUCGGCAGCGCAAGCGGUGAAGAUUCAAACAUCGGCAGAGGCGACACCUCUCGCCUUGUACCCACAGAAGAAAAACCUGGUGCUGCAAGUCGACUUGACGAGUUCACGAGAGUUCGCCGUUCACCGUGGGUUUCGCAUCUGCCUCCACACUCUGCGCCCCGGAUCUCGUGCGUCUGGCGCAACCCUCCGGAUUCACCACUAAAACGGUUAUGUGCCGACGUUCACCCGUGGCCCUCGAUUGUUGUAGCCAGCGUCAGGAAUCGUAACGACGUCGACCGAGUGACCCUACAAUGUCGUCUAUCUCGCCCGUUGGGUCCUACGCGUCUACCCAUCCCCAAGAUCCAGGCGGUGCGUACAAGUAUGAGGAUCAUUCAGAUUUCCACCUCCAACCCACGUAUGGCAAUCAGUUCGAGAUCCCGUUACCGGUGCCGCGCUCGGAUCCAGGACCUCCCCAGUCGAAAUCCAGCCGACCGCAGUCGACCGGCUCGUCAGAGCCUAAAGUACGGUUGAGAAAGGCUUGUGAUAGCUGCAGUGUGCGAAAGGUCAAGUGUGAUGAGACGGGACCUCCUUGCAAAUCAUGCGCCGCGCUUGAUAUCCCCUGCACUUUUGACCGACCGAGUCGACGCAGAGGCCCUCCCAAUAGACAUGCAGAGGCAAUCAAGAGACAGAAGCUGGAAGGCACAGCAUACGAAGCAUCUCGAGCCUCGCCAACCCACGAUGCCGCCUAUAGCCUGGCCGCUCUCUCAGGCCCUGCCCCGCUGUCGGCCGAGUCCAUCUGCGAUUUGCUCACGGUGAACAUUCUUCUCGAUGACUACUUUACCUACAUCCAUCCGUUAAUUCCCAUACCGCACGAGUACACGUUCCGCCGGUUGUUCGAGGCUAGGGAGGACAGGACCAACCGGAGCUUCUUGGCCCUGACUGCUGCCAUGAUCGAAUGCCUAGUGGCAUCGUUCCCUCGAAGGCCGCGGCAACUUUUCAACUCGGAGGCAGGUCGGGCACAGUUCCCGAAUGCCGGCGCAUUGAUCGAUAGAUGUCGCCAAGUCUUUCACGAAGCCCGGGGUGUGGGCUAUCAGGACAGAUCCAUGAGCCUCAAUGACGGGAUUGCCAGCUAUCUCACAGCGAUUGCCGCUGCUUAUACAUGGAACCUCCCGCGGCUGCGCCUAUACCUGGGCGAAUGUACCAUUAUCACGCGGGAACUGGGCUUUCACCGACCAGAAGGCCGCCCUCCUUUGGGGAAUACCGGAGUCACGUUCUCUCCGGUCGAGGCCAACCAUCCUCCUCCCGUUGAUUACGUCUACCAGGAAUCGGGACGACGUCUCUUCUGGCUGCUUUUCGUGGGGGCCAUGUCCGCUCGACAGCUUGAUGAGGCGGAAGGCGAUCUGCUGAUGCCCCCAGUGUCGCACGCCGAGAUGCUUCCCCCUCUUCCGCUAGAGGUGGACGAUGAGUACAUCACAGAGUCACAGGUGUUUCCACAGCCUCGCGGCGUUGUCUCAGAGUUGGUGGGCUUCAACCUGAAUGUUAAGGUCUUCAGGGCGUUUCACUUCCUUGCCGCCUUAGAGAUGGCGUUCGGUGCUAAUACGGUCUACGACUGGGAUCGGCAGCGUCAAAUCAUCCGGCGCGCAUUACAGAACGUGAAGGAUGCUACCCGCGAUGCCCCAAAGGAGCUUCAGCUAAACCCAGCCAAUGGAUUUGGCGAAUGGCCACCUAGCCAGACCGACAUCUCAGCAUAUUCUCAUCUGUUCAACGGACGCGAAGGGACAGAGUCCGACACCAAUCUGACGCCCGGCAGCGGCCGAGGCUCGCUGUCAGUCCCGCCACACUCGAAAAGAGCCAUUCAGUUCGAAAUUCAGAAGGCUAAUAUUUACGCCACUCAGCUGUCAUCGAGAUCGUACCUCGUUGAGCGGUUUUGGAAUUUGUAUGAGAUUGUGGACCGUGACAAGUUAGUUUUCGCUUCGGAUAAAUCGGGGGCUACUAGUAGUGCCUCUCCCACCGCUGGAAUCUUGACCGCCGGGAUGGAGCACAGCUACGCCAAACAAGUGGCCGGACGGACUCCAAGUGACAGCUUGAUGGAUUCGGGCGAACAAAUGAUGGCUGUGGAGCGUGAGGAUAUUGUGCGCGACAUGGCAUUGCUGCUGAAAAGCAUCAACCAGGUCAACAUGGAACCCAAUGGGAUGAGUUUUUGCAACAAAAUCCGAACCGUCGCCUCCACAUUGCUCGAAACUAAGCGUUCUCGAAUGAGUGUGAUGCCGACGCUCGACUCGGAAAGCGUCAACGCGUAUCUUCACACGUUCCUGGAGAUUUUGGCGAAGCUAGAAAGGUUGGGCCCUCUGCGUUAUCGAGGCAUGCCCGAUAAUGCCAACGGGGGCUUCCUGAGAACACCGGAGGAGAUCGAAGAGGACGAGCUGGUGCACUGGGCCAGUCUAAAGGAGCAUCAAGAAAUGUUUGCUCGUUCCAAUGGUGUUUGGCAAUAACCAGCCUCGUCGAAUAUCAAACAAUAAUGAGAGAUGACCAUUGACGGGAGGACGACUUUGAUGACUCUGAUAAAGUUAUGGGGGCCUGUUGAAAUGUUUCUCCCGUGCCAGCUUGCCUGCAACGGUUUUUGGAUACUACAAGCACACAGAUAAUACCCGUGUACGAAUGAAUCAAACAUAUGAGCUGAAGCAGA
This is a messenger RNA of Exophiala dermatitidis NIH/UT8656, 3114 nucleotides long. RefSeq lists its product as uncharacterized. Bases 740 to 2920 code for a protein of 726 amino acids. Gene Ontology annotation, molecular function: sequence-specific DNA binding; DNA-binding transcription factor activity, RNA polymerase II-specific; zinc ion binding. The record is from RefSeq and is a predicted model, not a curated record. NCBI's taxonomy places the organism in Eukaryota, Fungi, Ascomycota, Eurotiomycetes, Chaetothyriales, Herpotrichiellaceae. The transcript has 3 exons. Gene Ontology annotation, cellular component: nucleus. Gene Ontology annotation, biological process: positive regulation of transcription by RNA polymerase II.